This is a messenger RNA of Pocillopora damicornis (cauliflower coral), 2511 nucleotides long. RefSeq lists its product as uncharacterized. Lineage: Eukaryota; Metazoa; Cnidaria; Anthozoa; Scleractinia; Pocilloporidae. The record is from RefSeq and is a predicted model, not a curated record.
CGAAAGUGAUUAGUGUGCCAUGUUGUAUUAUGCAAGAACGCCUCUAGAUCGCAUAGGGCAAAGUUUUGAUUCCAUGUGAAAAAGUAUGGCCUUGACAUCUUCAAGUCUUUUGACAUCUCCAAAGUUCUUGUGCAAAUACGUGCAAAGAACACCACCAUUGGCUGUCGUUUGCUAUAUACAUUCUCAGCUGGCAGUUCAACCUUGCAAAGUUCAAAAACCUUUUAUUUUUCAAUUGAACAGAAGGAAGAAAACUGCACAUGGAAGAAGAGGUACUGGACAGGAGUCCAGCUAUGGUCAAGUGCAAAGUUUGUUGUCUUUUCAAACAAAAGGAAGAAUCUUUUUGCACAAGAGCAAACACCGAUCAUCUCAUCUUCUCAAGCAAAAUAAUGGAAAUGUUAAACUGGACAAAAAUGUAAAGGACUUAUCACUGAUAUCAACAUGGAAUAACGAUCCACUUAUGGAUCACAAACAGUUGGUUGUAAUGGUUUUUAAAGAAGAUGCAUUUACUGGAAGACCUUCCUUAAGACUCAGGGAAGAUUUUGCUGCCUCUUCCCAAGGGUUUAAGGAGCCUUCAAAAGGUCAAGUUGCAAAGCAUAAAAUAAGAGACACAUGUUCAGCCUCUUUUGGCAAAUAUUCCAGAGCAACUCAGGAAGACAUGAGGCCACAUCCUCUGCCAGGUAGUGUGGACAGAGUUUUGGAAAUAUCUCCCUCAAAUUUAGGGAUUACAAACUCUAUUUCAGAAGCAGCAGUGCUGUUUUCAGACUUUUGUAGUGGUGAAAGAGAUUUUGAAAAGCCAGAGAUUAAAAAAACCUUCCAGAGUGGGCCAAAUGCUACUCAGCUUUCUUCAGUAUUACUGGAACUUAGAGAGGAGAUUCCAUUAUUCUUUCUGAAGAAGCCCAAUUAUGCAAUAUACAACAAGAGAAUUAAAUUUGUUAACAACAUCACUGGAGUCACAACACAGGAGCAAAAGCCUCAAGGUCUAAAAAGACAGUUUAUUUUUUAUCAGUUUUCAAAUUCUUUUAAACUGCAGGUGAUGCCCUCCACGUCACAGGAAAAGGAAAAUCCAUUAUGGAUGGUUGUGUUUUUGCCAUUGAUCCACAUUCUGAAUCCAAGGCAGUGUGAAUCCUUCAAUACAUUUGAAUGCUGCAGCACUGAUAAAGAAAUUGAACCUUCAACCUCUGACUCUGAUGUUCUUGCUUGCUAGAACAAAUAAUCUAUCAACCCUAACCAAAACACAUCAAGUUGGUCAUAAUUAAAAAGACAUGGAUACUGACCAAGGCAAUCAUCAUUUGACCAUGGUAUUCUGGUUGUUCUGAAAGUGCUCAAAAGUACUUGGUAACUAUUUGGUUUUUGCGUUUUUUUGACAAUCACUGUUAUCAUAAGGGGUUUUUUGUUUUUUUGGAACUUAACAGAUGUUAUUUUGUAAAAAAAUUGUAAUUCAAUACUAUUUCUCUACAUAGUGUUAAAAAAUGAUGGCGUAAUACUGCAGUCAAAUUUGAUAACUUGAACCUUGAAUGGAAAUUGAAAAAGGCUUGAGUUCAAGCUCUCAGGAGUUGGAACAAAGGACUGGAAACAAAGGAAAAAUGAUGUUUUACUGUUUUUCUAUUCAUACCUUAUACAUUUUAAUAAAAUUCAAUUAUAGAGAAGUCAAGUGAAAAUGGAACAAUAAAUUACUGUAGAAAUUAAAUGCAACAAAUGAUUUAGACUGCAGUACAUUGUUUUGAUUUGUCAUGUAUUGACAGAUGUGAUUUGAGUUAUAAAUGGUAAAAAUAUGUAGAGAAUGACCUGAAGGGAAAUGAAAAAUGCUUUGAGUUAAAGAGAGGUUCAAGUUAUUAAAUUUUUUUUUUCCAAAAUGAAAGGUGCAUGCACUACCAGAAGUAGGUUAAGAGGUGUACAUGUACUUUUGAGCACUUCACAGAUUGGCCUUACAGUAUAAUUCAAUGUAAAAGGAAAGAGAGUGACUACUCAUCCAGAACUUGAGGUUUAGAUAUACCUAAAGUGCACAGUACUGAGAAGUGUCAUUAGCCAUGAAAUGUAGCCUGAUUGUGCUAAAUGGCAAAAAAAGAAAAUACUUCUGUGCUUAAUGGUCUGAGUACAUAGGUUAACUUCUAUAGUCAAAGAAUGAUAAUUAGUAAACUAAAUUCCAUUAGUGGAUGUAGUAACAGUUAAUUGACCAUUGGUGGAGAUCCUACAUCAGAUCAAAAAGACAAUACUAUGUAUAUCAGUGUGGGGCUAGCAGAAGUGUGUGACUUGAGUUAUAUGCUAUUAAGCUAGAACUAAAAGUCUAAAAUCCCACUUGCUCUUUCAAAUUUGACUGGAAAUAAUGUAUAGUUUGUCUGAUGCCUUGUUGAGUGGGCAAGAAAGCUAGAAAAGUUUAUUCAGGAGAUAUUGAAGGCUUUAAAUUAGCUAAUGAAGCUUCUGAUUUGCCAUGUCAAGAGAAAGUAAAUGGCCUGUGCUGUUGAAAAGUAGGGUUAAAAUGUUUAAUUCAAACAAUAAAAUUUGACCAAAGGA